GGACCACAUUUGGGAGCGGGACCAUAAGGCACUUCCGUCCGGGUUCAGCUCUUCCGCGAGCCCGGGACACUGGCUUCAGGCAUGGGGUUAGACGGCCUGGCGCGGCUGCAUGGGCUCUUCGCCGCCUACAAGCCCCCGGGACUAAAGUGGAAGCAUCUGCGCGAUACCGUGGAGCUGCAGCUUUUGAAAGGUCUCAAUGCUGGGAAGCGUCCUGCCUCUGAACAUCGUGUUCGCUUCCUACUGGGCCCCGUGGAAGGCAGUGAAGAGAAGGAGCUGACCCUCACAGCCACCAGUGUGCCCACCCUCAUCGACCAUCCGCUGGUACGUGGACCAGCAUUCACCAGCCUGAAGAUUGGCAUGGGGCACCGACUGGAUGCCCAGGCGUCUGGGGUGCUUGUGCUCGGCGUGGGACGUGGACGAAGGCUCCUCACCGACAUGUACAACGCUCACCUCACCAAGGAUUACACAGUACACGGCCUCCUGGGCAAAGCCACAGACGACUUCUGUGAGGACGGGCGGCUGGUGGAGAAGACGACGUAUGACCACGUGACCAGAGAGAAGCUGGAGCGAAUCCUGUCCCUGAUCCAAGGUUCCCAUCAGAAGGCUCUGGUGAUGUACUCCAACGUUGACCUACAGACCCAGGAGGCCUAUGAGAUGGCCGUGAGCGGCGUGCUCCGGCCCAUGAACAAGUCCCCAAUGCUGGUAACUGGCAUCCGAUGCCUCCAGUUUGCGCCUCCAGAAUUCCUCUUAGAGGUGCAGUGCAUGCAUGAGACGCAGAAGCAGCUGCGAAGGCUGGUGCACGAAAUCGGCCUGGAACUGAAGAGCACCGCUGUCUGCACCCAGGUGCGGCGUACACGCGAUGGUUUCUUCACCCUGGACGAUGCCCUCCUAAGGACCCAAUGGGACCUACCCAGCAUCCAGGAUGCCAUCCAGUCUGCAGCACCCCGAGUGGCAGCAGAGCUGGAGAAUAACUUGAGGCCGGGGCUGGGCACCCAGUAGCCCUUCAGUCCAGGCUGGCCCUGGGACUCCGAGGGGCCAAGCUCUGCCUUGGGGCUGGAGAGCCAUGUGGGACAUUGAAAGGCCAGGCUGCUGGUGGAGCAAUGGGUGUAUAAAGAUAAGAAUUGUUCAUGAGCCAGAACUGAUGACUGCAGAACGUGGGGGGUGGGCGGGAGCUUUUUAACAUGUGACAGAAAACCAACAGGGACUUUCCUGGUGGUCCAGUGGUUAGGACUUGGUGCUUUCGCUGCCAGGACCCUGGGUUCAAUCCCUGGUCAGGGAACUAAGAUCCUGCAAGCUGCAUGGCACGGCCAAAAGAAAAAAAAAAGAUCAACAGACUUGGCUUAGUUAAAAAGAAAAAAACUUCUGUACAGUGGAAAAGAUGCUAAACGAAUGACAGACUGAUAAAAAUAUUCGUUAUAUACUUAAGAACUAAUAUCUAUAAUAUAUAAAGAGCUCUUAUAAAACAAUAAGAAAAAGAUGACAAGAAAAUGGGUCAAAUGACAUGAAUUGUGUGUUUAUACAGCAAAAGAAAUCCAAAUGGCCAGUAAACCUGAAAUGAUGCUCAACCUCGCUAAUAAUGAAAGACAUUCAGAUGAAAAUGAGAUGACUUUUCCUUGCCUUUCAAAUAAAUUAAGAAAAGAUAACACCCAGUAUUGGGGAGGAUGUGAGAAGAUGGGCAAUCUGUACUGUUGGUAGGAAUAUACAACUGUGUAACGUUUUAAGGAGUAAUUUGGUAGUAUGUAUCAACAUUUGAAAUAUUCCUGCCCCAGGAAAUUCCCUGGUGGUCCAGUGGUUAGAAUUCAGCACUUUCACUGCCGUGGCCCAGGUUCAAUCCCUGGUCAGGGAACUAAGAUCCCACAAGCCUC
This is a messenger RNA of Delphinapterus leucas (beluga whale), 1865 nucleotides long. RefSeq names its product TruB pseudouridine synthase family member 2 (gene TRUB2). Gene Ontology annotation, biological process: RNA processing; pseudouridine synthesis. Gene Ontology annotation, molecular function: pseudouridine synthase activity; RNA binding. NCBI's taxonomy places the organism in Eukaryota, Metazoa, Chordata, Mammalia, Artiodactyla, Monodontidae. The record is from RefSeq and is a predicted model, not a curated record.